This is a messenger RNA of Heterobilharzia americana, 6015 nucleotides long. The record is from the annotation of a GenBank genome assembly. Lineage: Eukaryota; Metazoa; Platyhelminthes; Trematoda; Strigeidida; Schistosomatidae.
AUGUGUAGUUACAUACUAGUCAGGUCCAAUCAUGCUUGCCAGUCAUGUGAUUUCGUGAGUGAACUGAGAAGAUCAGAGCUAAUGCAUUUAUGGUGUAGUUGUUUUGCAAGUCAUCAAUGUUUCCUACAAAAUAAUAUUCAUUAUUAUAUGCCAAGGAAAACGACAUGUAAAGCCAUCUUGGAUAAGAUUUUGGACUUACUGUUGAACCCACAAAAUUUGAAUAUUGUAAAGUGUUUUAACUACACUCAAAAUGAAGAUGAACAUGUAAUAAAUUAUGAUGUAGCUGGAAUAUCACUUUAUGAUGUGAUCAGGUAUAGUCCUGGUCGUCUCCAAAACUGCAAUACACUACUAUUUAUUGUUUUUCAGGUUAUUCAUACUGUCAAACAGCUGCACGAGAUGGGUUUACCACAUUGUGGCAUAACGCUUCAUAACGUAUUUAUUGAUGAAAAUUUCAACACGUUUCUUGGUUUUCCGAACACAGUCGAUUUCUUCUCAAAGGCUGAAAUAAAUGGCUGUCGUAAGGAUGAAAGAAUUCCAGACAUUGGGCUUCCGGCGUGCAAUGAUAGUAAACUGUCUAAGACGACUACCGAUUGGGUACUACACAAAGUUUCAAACUAUGAUUAUCUCAUGUACCUCAAUAAACUUGCCGGAAGACAUAAGGGAGAAGAUCAGUUGGAUGCUAAUUUUAAGGCAUCUUUAUAUAAUCACGUUAUAUCUAAACGUCCUAGUUGGCCGUUAGGUAAUUGUAUAUCAGAAGAUUUUGAUAGUGUGAAUCACCAACAAGAUUUUGUAAGUUUUUAUGAUGAGCCAGCUACAUGUGGUUUGAAUAACUCAAAUGACAAUUUACUGUUCAGCAAUACGGAUGAAAAUAUCAACAGUGGUGAAUCUUUUUCAUUUAAAGGAAAUAGAAAUUUAGACAUCAGACAACAUAACACAAAUCUCAUCUUUUCUCCACAUCACUUACUUGAUAUAAUGCCUGAUCUAGCCUAUUAUACGUAUAUGGCUAGAAAAACACCGUUAUCAGUGCUGACACAGUUUGUACGCCCGGUUUAUCAACCUCAGGAAUUUCCGACAAGUAUUGCUCGAUUAUACGAAUCCACACCAGAUGAAUGCAUUCCUGAAUUUUUUACAGAUCCAUCAGUUUUCUCUUCUAUUCAUUCUGACAUGCCUGAUCUUGGCCUGCCGUCUUGGUGUUCUACCCCGGAGGAAUUUAUUACAUAUCAUGCUAAACUCCUUGAAAGUGAUGAAGUAUCUAAAAGUUUGCACCAUUGGAUUGAUUUAAAUUUUGGGUACAAAUUACUUGGCCCAGCUGCAUUAGAUGCCAAAAAUGUUCAUCUGGAACUAUCAGGUGACCAAACCACAUCACGUUGCUCUGGUGUAGUAUGUUUAUUCCAUACACCACAUCCUCAAAGAAUCUGUAAUAAAACCUUGUCAACUUAUUUCGGUGCAUCACUUCCGGACAUAUUACCAAAGAAUUCAAAAGUUGUAACACCAAGAAAUUAUUCAGUCGAUAAAGAUAUGAAGAUACUUCAUCCGGUAAACAAGGUUUUUUCAGAGAAGGAUAGUUGUACGUCAACAACAACAACAAAGCAAAUUAAAUCUGUUUCAAGUUCCAAGAAGACAAAUCAAAACCGUAAAGUGUCCUCAAAUGAUGGAACUUCCUCUUCAGAGAAUAAAAUAUGGUUAUCUGAUGAUUAUAAUCCUUUGGAAUUGAUUAAUUUAUACCAAAAUCUUUGCAGAUUUUUAUCUGUUGAAACUCAUAUUCAAGAUCUGGAAGAAUUAGAAGCUAUCAGAUUAUGUAAAUUGGAUAAGUAUGAUACUGGUUUCAACAAUUUAUUUAAAAUUGAUUUGGAUUCAUUUGGCUGCCUUAUUGUUGAGUUGAGUUUAUACUCUGUAGUCAAUUAUACUGAAGUGAAUUUAUGGAAUCAUGAGGAACGAAUCACUUUUGCUCGUCAACAUGCACGUUUACAUUGGGAUAAAAUACCAAAUUGCCUUCAUGAUGCUGUUAAUAUUAUUCUGCGUCCAUUUGAUCAAAAUCUUGUUGGAGAGAAUUUUCAUAAACGUUUUCUGCCAACAGCAGAUAUUCUACUUCAUUUAAUAUGUGAAUUUCCGCCUUAUCUUUACGACUUACAAUAUAUUCGAGAUUGGCUGCUACAUAUUGCCCAUCCCCAUCGUCCAUUUCAAUCGGAAUCGACUUCAAAUUAUUCACCCAAGACUCACCUGUUCUCAGCAUUCUUCCCAGUUAAUCAACAAUGUACAUUGUAUAAUACAUCAGAUGUAUCCACUGUAAAUAUUCCUAUUGAUAUUACUAGGAUAUUGUAUCCUCAAAUUCAAACAGCCGUUUAUACCAAUCCUAUUUGGUUUUUAAAUAUUUUAAAUUCAUCUAAGAUUUUGGAACACUUUUCAACAGUUGGUGGGAAAGAGUUAGUACAAUCACAUCUUCUACCUCUCAUUGUCUAUCUGUAUAAACCUGAACAACUCAAACGUAUGUCAAAUGAUGUAUCUUCUGGAAUUCCUCUUGCUUUGUUAUACUCACGUCGAUUUUUACGACGUCUAUUAGCCUACUUCAAUGUAAACAUAUUUAUGGUUCAUAUUUUGCCUUAUAUAACUUUGGGUCUUAUUGGAGGAAGUUCAGAGGCUCUAAUUGAUGAAAAUACUAUAUGGUAUCAAAGAAGUCAUACUGGUCUUACAAAUGAUGUCAAUUCAAAUGCAUUAGAUAAUGAACCUCAUGAAUUUGUUCAUAAUGUAGAUUUAAAUGAAGAACAAUCAUUUCCAUGUAGUCAGUCAAAAAAUAUAACUACAUCUUAUGAAUUAUUAUAUGAUAAACAAGACAUUUUAAAUGUUGAUGAGAUUGGAAUUGAUCUUAGAAGUUUUAUAAAUGGUGAAGAAUUCCAGUUGUUUAAAGAUGCUAAAGGCUCAUCUGAAUUAACUUGUCAAAACUUUGAUGAUGAAGAGUGUGAUGAUACAACAAAUCGUAGAUCGCUUACCAACUGUUUGAGUGAUGAAGUAACAACUCGUUCCGAUUCACCAAGUAGUACUUCGCAAACGUCUAAAUCAUCUGAAAUAAUACAUGAUGGUUCAAGAGGAGAUAAACAUACCAAUAAAGAAGGAAAGAAAGUUACAACUCCAGACGUUACAUCUGUUUGCACUAAUGCUACUAGUAAUAGUAGUAAUUGUGCCUAUAUCAGUAGUAUCCCACCAAUUACUGCUGCUAUGGACAGUCUGAAUUGGUUUGCAAAACGUGUUGGCCCUGUAAUGACUGAUAAAUAUAUUGUCAAGUAUUUAUUAACUACACUGACACUAUGCUAUGAAGGUAAAAGCCAACUGUCUGUUAACAGUGCAAAUUCAUCUGAAAAAUGCCUAUUAUUUCCUUCACAAGUUAAUAAUCUCUCACUAGUUGGAGAUCGUUCAGCAUUAAGUGUUCUGAGGUGUUUAGAACAACUGGUACAGAUCUAUGGUGUAUCUUUUGUAUUAGAUGUAUAUUUACCUUUUGUAGUCAAAACUAUUACUUCAAUUACUGCUUCUAUAUCAUCUGGAACCAGUUAUUCCAAUACUUUGAUCAAUACGAACUACUCUACUGAUGUAACAGAAGGUUCAAAUAAAACAAGUGUGGCGAUAUUGUCAGUUAGAUGGAGUUAUCGUACGCUUGCUCGACUUGUUGCAAGUCUUACACUAUUAUAUCAGAUUAUCAUAUACCUUCCUGAUAAUGAACUUGUUGAGCAACUACAAGAAUCUGUUAUCCAAGAUGCUCUCAUUAAAGCUGUUAAAAUGUCUAGUCGGUUCGAUAUAUCUUUUCCAGGCACUGUAAUUGGACGUCGUGCUAUUCUAUAUAAAUUUAUUGAUACAGUAUUUAUUAUUGGUUUACGUGUUGGCUUUGAAUUAACUCGUACUCAACUGACAUCUGUAUUUCAAGUAUUUUUUGCACUUUUUGAUCGAGUAAUCAAUACUACUCUUACGAAAAAUAUUUUAUCAAGUAAUAAUUAUUCAGUCGAUAAUCAGUGUUAUCAAGUGGUAUUUUCUGAUGCAGAGUUGACUGAAGACUUUUCACAGCAUUCAAAUAUAACUGGUAUCUUCGCUGAAUUAGUCGAAACAUUUAAUUGUGAUCUAGCACGUUUGGCAUACAUUUCAUUUUGUCAUUUGGCUGGUGGUACAUAUAUUGAUGACUGUCUGUAUAAUGCAAAAGCUAUACAAAAAUUAAUUAACGAAUCAGUAAUCAGUAAAUCGAACUCAACAUUAGCAAAUGAUAUGAUGACAGAAUCGUCUACGUUUGACAACGAUAAUGAACGUCCAGGUUCUCUGUUAAAUCGUAAGAAACUUGACUUUGAAGCUACUCUGUUCGCCAAUUCAACUUUAUGUGGUGAUAAUAGUUAUCAUUUACGUGGUGUUUGGCGUCAGAUUGUUCGUGAUGUCAUCGACACCAAAUCUCAUUCUUCACCUCCAUAUCAAUAUCAUGGUAUCCAAGUUGCUACUUUCACAGGUCAUGCUAGUAAAAUUAAUCGUAUCACAUGUUUAGAUACUGAAAAUUGUUUUAUGACAGCAAGUCGUGAUAAGACUGUACAACUAUGGUCUAUAGCUUCUACCUAUAAUCCUGGUCAUUAUUCAUUAUCAGUUAAUCAAAAGUGUAAAAUACGAUUACAAUUAGUUGCUCGUUUAGUAUACAGAGCACAUAAAAAGUCUGUACUAGCUGCAUAUUAUCUGGAACCUUAUAGACUGGUAGCUUCUGUUGAUGGUAGUUUACUUUUUUGGGAUCCAUGCACAGGACAAACGGUGAGGUCACAUAGUCAGUAUGAAAAUUCUGGUUGGCAGAAUUUAACUGCAAUGGAAUGUAGUACUGUUCCUUAUGGAGCUGUAAUCUGUUCAGAUCAUUUAGGCUUUAUACAUUUAAUAGAUCCACGAGUAAGAUGUCUUGGACAAACAAGUAGUUUACACUUUAAUAGCGGUGCGUCAUUAGCUUCUUCCCUGUUGAACAAAGAACGUUCAAAAGUUGAAAUUCCUACAAGUGAUUCAAGCAAAUUGUUGACAAAUUCACAAAACUUUGAUUUUAAGUUGACUCCCUAUGGUCGGUCUACAUUGGAUUUAUGUAUUACUAAGAUUAUGAUGAGCUUAAUUGAACAACUUCAACCCAAUGUUAACCAGUUAAAUAAUCCUUCAAAUAAUUUAUUAACAAAUACAAAUUCUUCAACAUCUUUACUGAAUAUGAAUGCGAAUAUGGCUGGUUUAUUAAAUCGUUUAUCUGUUUCUCAAAAUGGUUAUUAUCUAUUGUGUGGUUUUACAACUGGAAUAAUUACUGCUUUAGAUCUACGUAUGGGUCAGGUUAUUCAUAUAUGGAGAGGUUACCAGGAUGCAGUAGUUGAUAUAGUUUCUCACAAUUCUAAUGGAUUUAUAUCGUGUAAUGAUAGAAGUUUAUCAUUCACUUAUCCAGUCACUACAUCAAAUUUCAGUGAAAAUUCAUUAUUGAAUUCAUAUUGUAAAUUGAAUACAUUAACUUAUAUAAUGCAGAAUUCUUCAAUUAUUUUUAAAUCUGAAAUAGUUAAUAUACCAAAAAUACAAAAUAUCACUUGUUUAACUAUGUAUAAAGAAAAUCCAAUUUUUUGUGCUAAUCCAUUGCCUUCAUCACAUUCUUUACCGAAUACAUCUCGUUUCCCAUAUUUUGGAGUUGUAAACAAUUUAACUGGGAGUAUAAAUGAAUUAUCAUCAAAUGGGAAUAUAUCAUCUAGUGUAUCGAAAUCAUUGUUAAGAAAUGAAUCAAUUGUGAAUUCAUCAAUCUCUUCUUCAUCAGUAUUAUCAUCAAUAUCACAAUCAUAUAAUAAUAACAGUAAUAAUAAUAAUAGUGGGACAGUAUUAGGAACUUAUUUACAACCAUCUCUUAGUAAUAAUUUAACUUCUACAUAUUAUACUUUAGGCAGAAUUCCUUCAAAUCUUCUUCGUGGUACAGUCACCUCUAUAAUUUCACUUUCAGAGAGUAAUCUCUUAUUAGUUGGCAGUGAUACAGGUGCAUUAAGUCUUUUAUAUUAA